Messenger RNA from Iphiclides podalirius (scarce swallowtail), 1467 nucleotides. NCBI's taxonomy places the organism in Eukaryota, Metazoa, Arthropoda, Insecta, Lepidoptera, Papilionidae. The record is from the annotation of a GenBank genome assembly.
AUGUGGCGACGUUACUUAAUGUGGUUUGCGCACGAACACGUCGACUUUCGUCAUGCUGAGAUGCAUAGUAUUUUGUCUAUGUAUAAUAUUCCAAUAAAAUUUAUUGAGCAACCCUGUAUAAACAAACCAUACUGGAUAGUAGAACUACCGACAGAGGACCAUGUGAAGAAAAUCGCAUCAAGAUCCGUUCUUGUUAAGAAUUGUAUAGAAUUAUGGUCUCAUGCUAAGAGUCAAAUUAAACUACAUGAAAAUUUAAAAAAGGCAAUUAAAAACUCUGAAAGAACGUGGAUAGUGCCACAUGACUCGGAUGAUAACGGCAAUCAUUUAUCCCACAUCUGUCCUAGUGAAUUAAUUAAAGCUUGCAGCAGUUCUGACAAAUCCUUUAAAGUAGAGGUGGAAACAUUCUGUAAACAUUUCUCAAUGCAAGAGAAGGUUGAUAAAAUUGAGACUUUCAGUUACCUGCCUCUAGAAGGACCAGUAAAAUUGAAGAAUCCGGACAUAAUAUUAUCCUACUUUGAAUUCUAUGGAGUCGAUCCUAAUAAUGUACCUGAAAAGCCAUAUGAUGUGUUUUUUGGCAGAUGGAUUGUCGAUGGUCAGCGUGACCUCAUCCAGCGUCACUCGCUGAAGCGCCGCCAGUUCAUCGGCAACACUAGCAUGGACGCCCAGCUUUCAAUACUGAUGGCCAACCAAGCUCAGGUGGUUCCCGGUGACGUUAUGCUUGACCCAUUUGUUGGCUCGGGAAGUCUACUUGUCGCUGCUGGUCACUUUGGUGCGCACGUCUGGGGUUCAGAUAUCGACUUCAUGAUGCUGCACGCCAGAACCCGUCCCACGCGGGUCGGACAAAAGGAGCGUACGAAGCAAGAAAGCAUCAGAGGCAAUAUGAGGCAGUACGGAAUAGAGAACCGUUAUUUGGACGUGAUGGUGAGCGACUUCUCGCUGCCCAUGUGGAGGGACGACGUCAAAUUCGACGCUAUAGUAACGGACCCCCCUUACGGCGUGCGCGAGCCAACUGAGAAGAUCGGUAUCGACAAGGAGAACUACACCCUAACAGAGGAGCACCGGGUCAACCACGUCCCCUCCAAAGUGGAGUACGGCCUGCCCCACCUCUACAGCGAUCUCCUGGACUUCGCCGCCGAACAUCUGGAGGUUGGCAGGCGGCUCGUGUGCUGGUACCCAUUGGUCAGGGACGAAUACGAUGAGAAGCACCUGCCGAGGCAUCCCCGCCUGCAGUUGGUCGCUAACUCGGAGCAGGUGAUCUCCAGGUGGACGGCCAGGCGGCUGCUCACCUACCAGAAGCUCAAGGUCCAGGACUCCAGUGCAACGACGGACCCGCUCGCCAUUGCUCCCAACUUCAGGGAGAAAUACUUUUCAGUGGGCGAAACGACGCGGAAGGAGAGGAAAGAGAAACGGGCAGCAGACAUGUUGGCGAACGCCGAGUGGCGAGCGCGAGCUACAAAUGACCAAACA